Leptosomus discolor (cuckoo roller) is the source of this 158-nucleotide messenger RNA. Lineage: Eukaryota; Metazoa; Chordata; Aves; Leptosomiformes; Leptosomidae. The record is from RefSeq and is a predicted model, not a curated record.
CUGUCCUGCAUGCAGAUGGACAUCAGCUUACCCUGGAAGAGAUACCAGACUGCAACACCGUAGAGCUGGUGGUCAAUGGGGAUACUCUAAUUUGCUGCAAUGUCAAGGACCUGGAUUUUGGCAACUACGGAGUUUUAUUCAUUGCAGUCUCUUGCUGA